CUCUAGCCUAAGAACGGAAGAAGUCAAGACAAUCAAGAUGACAAACGAACCUAUUAAAGAGAUCCUAGGUGCUCCAAAGCAUCCUGAUUCUGUAACCACAGAGAAGAGUAAUAACAAUGACUGUGUGAUAACCACCAUCCCUCUUGUUAGUGAGUGCCAGCUGACUGCAGCAACAGGGGGAGCAGAACUCUCCUGUUACCGCUGUACCGUUCCCUUUGGUGUGGUUAUCCUCAUAGCCGGCAUUGUGGUUACUGCUGUGGCAUACAGCUUUAAUUCCCAUGGAUCAAUCAUCUCAGUGUUUGGAUUAGUCCUCUUGUCAUCAGGACUCCUUUUGCUGGCUUCUAGUGCAGUGUGCUGGAAAAUCAGGCAGCAAAACAAGAAAGCAAAGAGGCGGGAGAGCCAGACAGCGCUUGUGGCAAAUCAGCGAACCCUGUUUGGUUAA
Charadrius vociferus (killdeer) is the source of this 442-nucleotide messenger RNA. RefSeq names its product transmembrane protein 100 (gene TMEM100). The coding region runs from base 38 to 442 and encodes 134 amino acids. The record is from RefSeq and is a predicted model, not a curated record. Gene Ontology annotation, biological process: cellular response to BMP stimulus. NCBI's taxonomy places the organism in Eukaryota, Metazoa, Chordata, Aves, Charadriiformes, Charadriidae. The transcript has a single exon.